AUGCGGCAGGCGCCGGCGCCCUCCCCGGUGCCGACGCCGUGGCCGGAGCAGUUCCACGCGGUGGUGUUCACCAACCUCACCGAGAGCGGCGGCCGGCUGCAGCUGAUCGACCUCUACUACGACUGGCCCGGGGGCCGCAACCUCAACCUCAUCCGGGACCAACUCUCCGGCGACCCGCUCUACGACGUCGAGUGGACCAACGGCACCUCCUACUUCUUCGACUCCGCGUCCUGCCACAGCAGGCUGUUCCCCGUGGGGCUCCUGCCGCCCGACUGGCUCGCCGCCGGCGCCGUCUACCUCGGCCGCGAGCACGUCGACGGCUUCGACUGCCACCUCUGGACCAAGGUCGACUUCGUCUGGUACUAA
This is a messenger RNA of Miscanthus lutarioriparius, 366 nucleotides long. NCBI's taxonomy places the organism in Eukaryota, Viridiplantae, Streptophyta, Magnoliopsida, Poales, Poaceae. The record is from the annotation of a GenBank genome assembly.